AUGGAUUUUGAUUUCAACAGUUAGAAUAUUAUCUUGCAUAUAUUAUUAUCUAAAUCCCUAUGGUUUUAUUUACAUAUAACUGUAAAAUAUACAUAUUUUCUUUGUCUUGCCAUCCCAUUUAAGUCGUUCAUUAUCCUCAUAUCAGUUCAAGUUAUGGUUUCUUUCAUAACAUUCCUGCUAAAUAAUCGAGAGUAAUUUCGUAGUUUAUUUUUCUAAUAAUAAAAAUAGUAGACUUUUAUACAAGUAGGUUUUUCAAUUGGAAAACAAUAGCAAUAAGAGUUGAAACUAAUUGUAUAUCCCUAAAAUCGAUAAUUUUGUGCAUAUUCUAUAAAAUUUUAUCACAUCUAAGACUAGGAUGUUACCAAAGAAAAUUCACGCAUCAAAAGAUGGAAAUUGAUUCAGAAACCAAGCAAGGAGUAUUAUAUUCUUAUGAUGAUACAAAUAAUUCCAAUAAUCAGUUGA
Paramecium tetraurelia is the source of this 462-nucleotide messenger RNA. RefSeq lists its product as uncharacterized. The record is from RefSeq and is a predicted model, not a curated record. The transcript has a single exon. Lineage: Eukaryota; Ciliophora; Oligohymenophorea; Peniculida; Parameciidae.